This is a messenger RNA of Serendipita indica DSM 11827, 951 nucleotides long. NCBI's taxonomy places the organism in Eukaryota, Fungi, Basidiomycota, Agaricomycetes, Sebacinales, Serendipitaceae. The record is from the annotation of a GenBank genome assembly.
AUGUAUGCGGCCAAAAAACUACGAGGGCCCGUAAUGGUUCUCCGAGAAGAGAUUUCCGAUGUGGAAGAGGUGGAAGAGGACGAGUCGAAUACGAAUGCAAUGUCCCUCGAUGACGAGCCGCGGCCGUUUCUUGCAUGGAUGCCCCGCCGUGACCAUGAUGGUUCCAACCAGAACGAGGAAUUGCACCAUUUCGUUAGGAAGCGUUCGCCUACGCUGGGUUCCAAACGGCGCAGAGGCACCGAUACCGAUGGCGAAGACGAAAUUGAGCCUAUCCAGGGGCUCGUUCGUCGGAGCUUUGGAUUGUGGCGGUCCGGAAACCCGCAGAGCUUUGCAGUGGAACGAAGAAAGGUUGACCCUGCUACCGAUAUUGCAGAGGAACCCUUUUUCCCUAUCCAACAACCCUCGCGGGAGACUUGUUCUCCCGAAGGCUGCCGCCGCCACCCAACACGCCUGUUCGGAAUCAACGAGAACCCCAACGGCCCCAACAAAGUCUUCAACGUCUCGCCAAAGGCCAGCUCGUUGUCACGGAUAGAACCAACUUCCAUUGUCAUCUCGCGCCUGCAGCCGACAUAUUUGGGUCCUCAGCGUAGUCACGUUCAUGUGACCCAAACCCAUGAUGAUGAUGCAUCGACCACCACGCAGCCUUCCAUCGUGGAGGAGGCGACUUGGACCAAAGCAAGACCAUGGAAGCGCCCAGAGUCACAAGAUCUGCCGCCUCAAACUGUGACGAACACUCGUCGGUCCAAGUCGAUUGUCAGCGUCCCGCUUGGGACACCUGACCUUACCGUGGCUCAUGAUAUUGAAUGGCGUGACGAUUUCGACGAAGAGGAGCGUCAAGUUGAGCUUGCUCUCAAUACGUUGACGGACCACUACUCAGAGGACGAUGGCGAAUUGGCAUCCGGCCAGCGCUUUGCGUCCAACUCAUACCUUCAUCUACUAAGCAUCAAAUAA